AGUGGUCAAGGAAGAGUUUCUCUUGUACAGAUAACAUUUCUCUCUGUCAGAUGAGUAUGAGAUGAGACAGAAGGCAAAACAUCACAUCUGGUCUGAUUCUUGGUAAACUUUUCUGUUAAACCGGCUUCGGCAGGAUUUUCCAGCCGGUUUGCUAGCAGACGCGUCUGAUCAGAUUCUCGCUAUUAAAGAUAAACUAUCAGUUUAUCCGUGUGAACUCACUGUCUUAUUCCUGUAACCGUGUGCACUACUAAACCAGUUAUAACGGUACGUAAAGUUUUUAAAGCCGUGUUUAUAGACUUUAGAAGCAGUGGUGUAGACGGUAUUUUGCUUUCAUUUACCCAUUGAGCUUCAGCUAAACAAGCGCGGUUUAUAUUUAAUCUAACCGAUUAAUAUCACCAUGACAACGUGCGUGUUGUAGUAUUUAAAGCAUCAAUAGCAAACGGGCAAUUAAAGCCUCGUUCUGUAGCAUAUCAGCUCGAUGCUAAGUAUAAUGUUUGUACAGCAUAACCUGCUGACCGAUGUUAUGUAGCCAACAACUGGAUAGCGACGCAAAAAAUCCAUCUUUCAGAAUGAUAUGAUAUAUUGCGCUUCAUUCACUGUGACUAAAACUCGUCAUAUAACAGACUUUUCAAUGAUGAUCAUACGAUAGCUGUGUCAUCGUCUAUAGAUCACCGUUACUGCCUAUCACGUCUGAGGGGUGAUAUUUUUGUGGGUUCGUUUUUAACACCCGUGAUCCAGUAACUGUUGCGCAAUGGUGGCUGUUGGGGUCAGUGUGUUAUCCGGGGGUCAGCUGCCUUCAGCCUCCAACUCCUCACUACCUACUGAUCUUCGUACCGGCGGCUGCUCCAGUGGGGACUUCAUGGGCUCAUUUGGCAUCUUUUUGCAAGGCCUGCUGGGAGUAAUGGCCUUCAGUACCCUUAUGUUGAAAGGCUUCAGGGAGCCAAAGCAUGAACGGAGACCCUGGAGAAUCUGGUUUCUGGACACCUCCAAACAGGGCAUAGGGAUGCUGUUCAUUCACUUCGCCAAUGUGUACCUGUCUGACCAUACAGAGGAGGACCCGUGUUCACUAUACCUCAUUAACUUCCUGUUGGAUGCGACACUGGGCAUGCUGGUCAUCUAUGCUAGCAUUAAGGCUGUUAGCGCUGUGGUCGAGUGGAGGCAGUGGGACUCUCUGCGUUUUGGAGAGUAUGGUGAGCCAGUGCAAUGCAGCGCCUGGGCGGGUCAGUGUGCCCUUUAUAUCCUCAUCAUGAUUUUCGAGAAGGUCAUAAUCAUGCUGGUCCUUCUCAUCCCACAAUGGAAGAAGCUGGCUACGCUCAACCGCAUAACAAACCCUCAACUGGAGCUAGCUAUCGUCAUGCUAAUUGUCCCAUUUUUUGUGAACGCUCUGAUGUUCUGGGUGGUAGAUAACUUCCUAAUGAAGAAGGGCAGAACAAAAGCCAAACUGGAGGAAAGGGAGGCAGAAGAUGAUCCUCGUGGCAACAGCAAAGUGCGCUACAGACGGGCUAUGUCACAUGAUGAUUCAGAAUCAGAGAUCCUGUUCUCUGCAGAUGACGAAAUGGAGGAUUCAGAUGGUGACGACGAUGUACGAAGAAUCACAGGGCUCAAGUCUGUUAAGAAAAAGAAACAUCGUCUUGGUAUCCCGGUCUGAUGAAAAACCAUUCCGGUUAAAAAGAAGAAGCGGCCAGUUGUUAAAGAGGAGGACCUGAAAGGAGCCCGCGGAAAAUUGGGGCUAAAAGGAGAGGUCAAGAGCAAAACAUAUGAAGUCAUGGUUGAAUGUGAGCGCAUGGGGAAAGUUGCUCCGUCUGUAUUCAGUGGAGUACGGUCCGGGGCUGAGACUGCAAUAGAAAAACCCAAACCUCCCUCAGGAAGCGUCUUUGGAAAAUAAGAACUUAAAUGGACUCUUUUUUUUUUUUGCUGUCAGGGUUUUAGAUAUAAAUCUGUGUUAGCCGUAGAGAGGAAGUGUUUAGCAUUCAUAGCAUUUUUAGCAACUUAAGUAAUAUAAAUGUAGGUAAAUACGUUUGUAAAAUUUGAAUAUUUGUAUUUUUAUACUGCUUACUACUAUACCUCAUGUACUUAAAAGACCCUUUGAACCCCUGUAUGCUAGUUCCUUGUGUCAUGGAUGUGUUUUGUAUAUUAAACAUUUGCUAAAAUUA
This is a messenger RNA of Paramisgurnus dabryanus, 2153 nucleotides long. RefSeq names its product STIM activating enhance (gene stimate). Gene Ontology annotation, molecular function: calcium channel regulator activity. Gene Ontology annotation, biological process: chondrocyte proliferation; chondrocyte differentiation; tissue regeneration. Gene Ontology annotation, cellular component: cortical endoplasmic reticulum; nucleus; membrane. NCBI's taxonomy places the organism in Eukaryota, Metazoa, Chordata, Actinopteri, Cypriniformes, Cobitidae. The record is from RefSeq and is a predicted model, not a curated record.